Molecule: messenger RNA, 2522 nt
Organism: Euleptes europaea (tarantolino)
Lineage: Eukaryota; Metazoa; Chordata; Lepidosauria; Squamata; Sphaerodactylidae
Gene: RALGDS
Product: ral guanine nucleotide dissociation stimulator
Exons: 18
Coding region: 1-2520 (839 amino acids)
Biological process (GO): positive regulation of GTPase activity; Ras protein signal transduction
Cellular component (GO): plasma membrane
Molecular function (GO): guanyl-nucleotide exchange factor activity
Source: RefSeq, a predicted model, not a curated record
AUGGUGAACCUCAUGUGGUCGGAGCUGCUGCAGGAUGAGCGCCCCAAGGGCGGCGGCGGCGGCGGCUGCAGCCCCGAGCGGCUGUUCGAGGGCUGCCGGCGGCUGCGGAGCCUGCGGGACGGGGUGCGGCUGGAGGUGGCGGCCGAGAGCGGCGGGCCCGUCGUCCUGCACAGCUUCACCCAGCUCGACCCGGACUUGCCCCCGCUGGAGAGCUCCACCCAGGAGAUCGGAGAAGAGAUCGAAGAUGGCGUAAUCUAUAGCAUUUCUCUCAAGAAAGUCCAGCUCCACCACACAGCCAACAAGGGUCAGCGAUGGCUAGGGUAUGAGAACGAGUCAGCCUUAAACCUCUACGAGACGUGUAAGGUGCGGACUAUCAAAGCCGGCACCCUGGAGAAGCUGGUGGAGUACCUGGUCUCAGCCUUCAAAGGCAACGACUCCACAUACGUCACCAUCUUCCUGUGCACGUACCGGGCCUUUGCCACUACCAAGCAGGUGCUGGAUCUUCUCCUGAACAGAUAUGGGAAGCUCCACCUCCAAGCAAACGGAGACCACCCCAGGCACGCUGUGGACGAGAGGCUGGAACUGAAAAACACCAUCUCUUCCAUCCUGGGGGCAUGGCUGGAUCAGUACUCGGAAGACUUCCGCAAGCCCCCGGACUACACUUGCCUCAAGCAGCUCAUCAUCUACGUGCGUCACAACAUUCCCGGGUCGGACCUGGAGCGGCGGGCGCGCAUCCUCUUCUCCCAGUUCCAGCAGCAGGAGCGGGCCGAGCCAGAAGCGGAAGCUGUGGACCACGCCAGUUGCUCCCUGCGGUUAGAGGAAGAGAACGGGCUGGUGGAAGGCAAGCCGGACUUCCUCUCCUUCUCUCCAGAGAUGGUGGCCGAACAGUUCACGCUGAUGGAUGCCGAGCUCUUUAAGAAGGUGAUGCCUUACCAUUGCCUGGGCUGCAUUUGGUCCCAGCGGGACAAGAAGGGCAAGGAGCACUUAGCCCCGACCAUCCGGGCCACCGUCUCGCAGUUCAACAGGGUCACCAACUGCGUCAUCGCCACCUGCCUCGGGGACCGGGCGCUGAAGCCACAGCAGAGGGCCAGAGUGGUGGAGCACUGGAUCGAGGUGGCUCGGGAAUGCCGGAUUUUGAAGAACUUCUCUUCCCUGCGUGCCAUUCUGUCCGCCCUGCAGUGCAAUGCGGUGCACAGGCUGAAGAAGACGUGGGAUGAGGUGUCGCGGGAGAGCUUCCGCACUUUCCACGAACUGUCGGAAAUCUUCUCUGAUGAGAAUAACCACUCGUUGAGCCGGGAGCUCCUCAUCAAGGAGGGGACCUCUAAGUUUGCCACACUGGAGAUCAACCCCAAGAGGGCUCAGAAGCGGCAACAGCAGCAGCGAGAGAUGGGGGUCAUGCAAGGCACCAUCCCAUACCUGGGCACUUUCCUCACUGACUUGGUGAUGCUGGACACAGCCAUGAAGGACUACUUGGAUGGGGGUCUGAUCAACUUUGAGAAAAGGAGGAAGGAAUUCGAAGUCAUUGCCCAGAUCAAACUCCUCCAGUCGGCCUGCAACAAUUACAGCUUCACGCAAGAGGAUCGCUUUGUCGGCUGGUUCCACAGCGUGGAUCGGCUCACUGAGGCAGAAAGCUACGGCCUCUCCUGUGAGAUCGAGCCUCUGUCGGAAUCCGCCAGCAACACUCUGAAGGCAAAGAAGAACCCCGGCAUCAUCAAGCGCUGGAGCGACCGGCAAGCCCCCAGCACGGAGCCCUGUGCCGGCGGCAGCUCCCACUCCAAGUCCUUCGACCAGCUUAAGUGCGGGCCGUACCUGUGCAGCGGGGACACGGCCGACUCGGUCAGCGUCACAUCUGCUGGCUCCAGCAGCUCCGACGUGGAAGAGAUCAACAUCAGCUUCAUCCCCGAGUCCCCUGACGGCCAGGAGAAGAAGGUACAGGACAGCGGCUCGCUGGGCUCCACUCGCGCCCAGGGGGGCAGGUGGCAGUUCUGGGAGUCCACUUCUCUGUCCUCCUUGGACACAUCAGGCAUCGGCUCCAGUUCCAGCAGCGCCUCUUCAUCCUCGGUGUCCUCCACGCCGGUGCCGGUUUCGCGGACCCACAAGCGCUCCGUCUCGGGCAUCUCCAGCUAUUCCUCCCUCUCCCUUCCCCUCUACAACCAGCAGGUGGACGACUGCUGCAUUAUCCGCGUCAGCCUGGCGGUGGACAACGGGAACAUGUACAAGAGCAUCCUGGUGACGAGCCAGGACAAGACACCGGUGGUGAUCCGGAAGGCCAUGGCAAAGCACAACCUGGACGGGGACCGGCCGGAGGACUACGAGCUCAUUCAGAUCAUCUCAGAGGAGAGAGAACUCAAGAUCCCGGACAACGCCAAUGUCUUCUACGCCAUGAACUCCGCAGCCAAUUAUGACUUUGUGCUGAAGAAGCGGGGCUUCUCCAAAGCGGUGAAGAUUAAGCACGGCUCCAGCUCCACCCUGCCCAGGAUGAAACAGAAGGGCCUCAAGAUCGCCAAAGGCAUCUUUUGAAC